Molecule: messenger RNA, 255 nt
Organism: Blastocystis hominis
Lineage: Eukaryota; Bigyra; Opalinata; Blastocystidae
Exons: 1
Coding region: 1-255 (84 amino acids)
Molecular function (GO): oxidoreductase activity
Source: RefSeq, a predicted model, not a curated record
AUGUUUGCUCUGUCAUGCCAAGCCAAUGGUUUGGGUACGAUUAUUAUGGAAGGGUUUGAUGGCCGACGUGUCCGCGAUAUUAUCAAUUGUCCAAAGCGUUAUUUCGUUGCUGGACUUGUUCCCUUCGGAUAUGCUGACGAGGAGAAUGUGAAGCCCACACAGCGCUAUGAUCCCGAAACGAUGGUGUUCUCUGAAACCUUUGGACAGAAGCGUGAAGGAAUUCCUGUGUUUGCUAGAAAAUGGCGUGUUUGUUGA